Penicillium angulare is the source of this 771-nucleotide messenger RNA. RefSeq lists its product as uncharacterized. The transcript is spliced from 3 exons. The coding region runs from base 1 to 771 and encodes 256 amino acids. The record is from RefSeq and is a predicted model, not a curated record. NCBI's taxonomy places the organism in Eukaryota, Fungi, Ascomycota, Eurotiomycetes, Eurotiales, Aspergillaceae.
AUGCAUUUCACAUCACUUGUCGCCCUCCUCCCUGCCCUUGCCCUGGCACAGGAACAGGUGCCCCUCGCCGACCGUGUGCAGGGAUGGUUCAACAAGGCCAAGUCCCUCGUCCCGACCGCUGUCCCGGUUGACCCCAUCGUGAAGCUGUCUGAGAAGGUCACCGAGAAGAGCGUCACUCCCUUGACUCUGAGCAACUGGGAGUCUAUCCUGACUCCCGGCCUCGAGCCUGAGGACUGGCUUAUCUUCGUGACUGGCGGAAACAAGACCUGCUUCGGUCGUUGCGAGCACGCCACCAAGGCAUUCAACGAAUCCACCCUUCUCUUCGCUGCUGACCCUACCUCUCCUAACCUCGGUUACAUGGACUGUGAGGAGAACCGCGUUCUCUGCUCUAUCUGGUCUGCCGGCGCUCCUAGCAUCUACUACUUCGAGAAGCCCGUGACCCAGUCCGAGGGUCGCGCCCCUACUCCCUUGCACAUCAUCUACCUGAACGCCACCACCAUUACUCCCAAGGAGAUCUACGAGAUCCACUCCAAGAAGACUUUCCAGGAGACCGAGCCUUAUGAGGGCGCUAUGCACCCUACCGACAGCUGGCUCGCCCAGAACAAGCUGAACACCCCCAUCGGUUACGCUCUCUACGCCAUCGGUGCUGUCCCCAGCUGGAUGUUCAUGAUCGGUAUCAGUUUCUUCAGCCGUACCUUCAUGGGCCGUCGCAUGGGCAACGUUGGUGCGCAGCAGCGUCCUGCUGCCGCUCCCGCUGGAAGCGCUAACUAG